AAAUUUGCUGCAAGACACAAAUGUAAAAUAUUUUUAUAUGUAAUAACAGAAUUCCUUUAAAAUUUAGGGUGUGUUCACAAACAUCUUCUUCCGACACUGACAGAAAAAUGACAAAAUCUUUUUGACAAUUACCAGUGUAAAAUAAAAUUUUUAUUACAUCCAAGAAAAUAUUUUUUUGAUUCAAUAAAUACCAAUAAUGGAAUCUUCUUCAGUGACACCACCUACCGAUGAAGAGGAUCCUACCAUCAAGCACGCCAAAGAAGCUUUGUAUGAAAUCAAAGCGGAUAUCAUAGUAAAAUUUGAUGACAUAAAAUUGGAAACUAAAGAGAACUUAGAAAAUAUCAAUGAAAUUCUGAAAGAAACUAUUGAAAAGACGGUCGAUAAAACUAAAAAGGAGUUGGAUCCGGAGACUUUGAAGUUAGUAGAAGAAGCGAAGCAAAAGGUACAGCAUAUACACGAGCAGACCACAGCCACACUGGAUAAACUCUGGAAAGGAUCUGCGUGUGCGAUUCAAACCCUUGGUGCAACAGCUAAUGCAGCACUGAAUAGCGAAUCACUUGAAGCAUAUAUAACGGAAAUCAUCAACAGUAUAGAAGCGGUUGUUAAAGAACUCCUGGAGUAUUUUGAGACGCUUGUCACAUAUAUAUUACAGGAGCAGCAAAUAUUUAUAGAAAAAAUCAAGAUUAAAUUGACUUCAGACAAUUAUAUUCUGUUUUAAUUAUUAUUCUGGUCACUGUAUGUUAUUCUCUUCUAGAGAAGAGA
Messenger RNA from Diabrotica virgifera virgifera (western corn rootworm), 762 nucleotides. RefSeq lists its product as uncharacterized. NCBI's taxonomy places the organism in Eukaryota, Metazoa, Arthropoda, Insecta, Coleoptera, Chrysomelidae. The coding region runs from base 197 to 718 and encodes 173 amino acids. The record is from RefSeq and is a predicted model, not a curated record. The transcript is spliced from 2 exons.